This is a messenger RNA of Rubroshorea leprosula, 902 nucleotides long. The record is from the annotation of a GenBank genome assembly. NCBI's taxonomy places the organism in Eukaryota, Viridiplantae, Streptophyta, Magnoliopsida, Malvales, Dipterocarpaceae.
AUAAUCAACCAAUUUCUUCUAUCACCAUGGAUUUCAACAGGGAGAGCUCAAGAAUCUCAUCUAUGGAGCAGCAGCCUCAAAUUCCAUCUCUCCAAACAGAGAAGAAAAGAGGCAUAGGAAUAGCAGCAGAGAAUGGAAGGAGAUACCUUGGGGUGAGGCAAAGAGCUUCAGGGAAAUGGGUGGCAGAAAUCAAGGAUUCUUCACAGAAGCUGAGGCUGUGGCUGGGAACUUUUGAUAGAGCAGAGGAUGCUGCCUUGGCUUAUGACACUGCUGCCAGGCUCCUGAGGGGAAGGAAUGCAAAGACAAACUUCCAGUACGAUGGGGUCAGCAAUACCUAUCAAGACAACUGCAGCCUGGUGGGGAAGAACCCGAGGCUUUACCAGAUUAUGCAACUCGCUGUCAUGAAGAACCAUGCUAGAUCCAACUCCAUGUAUUUGAGGGGUAACAGCGUUGAGUCUGUUGAUUUCGACACCGAUACCCUGGUGGAGGAAACUAUAUUUUGUUCGUCAAGUUCUUCAGAUCAUGAUCAGGUGGAUACGAACAAAAUAUGUCCGCUCUCGCUUGGGAAUUCUAAGGUUUAUUCUUCUGUUAUUGUAGCUCCUUCUUUUAGUGCUUCUUUGAAUCAAGGAAAUCAAGAAAAGAGUUCUCAGGAACAUGAAAUUUAGCAGGUAGUUUGAAUAAGUUGCAGUGUUGGUUUUCACAUGGAUUAGUUUUAGAUUGGAUAUUUUUGUGGGGACAAAAACAUUUCUACCGUCGCAUAAAGCUUGCUUGCUUUUCACUAUUUCUGUAUUUCAUAGUUCUUACUAACCAUUAACAGCCUGCUUACAUCCAAAUACAUGUAUAAUCUUAUCUCACUGCUAACACUUGCAAUGGUAAUAUUCUAAUAAAUUAGAAAAUGCGUU